Molecule: messenger RNA, 935 nt
Organism: Temnothorax curvispinosus
Lineage: Eukaryota; Metazoa; Arthropoda; Insecta; Hymenoptera; Formicidae
Product: aminoacylase-1-like
Exons: 3
Coding region: 129-920 (263 amino acids)
Biological process (GO): amino acid metabolic process
Cellular component (GO): cytoplasm
Molecular function (GO): aminoacylase activity
Source: RefSeq, a predicted model, not a curated record
CCCGCUCGAACCUGCUCGAACAUUCCGCCGAUGCGAAGAGAGAUAUAAAGCGCGCUAUCACGUUGAGAUCCUACAUAUAAGCCCUGGAAAGCAAGGCGCACACAAGUGGAGCAAACUACCACGAAGCUAUGUCGCAAACCGAAUUAGACCGAACGGCUGUGAAGAAUUUCCGCGAGUACCUGCGGAUCCCGUCGGUGCACCCGGACAUCGAUUACGAUGAGUGUGUGGCAUUCUUAACUAAACAGGCGGCAUCCCUCGACUUGCCGAUCAAAGUCUAUCACGUACAUCCCAAGAAGCCGAUUGUAGUUUUGACAUGGGUGGGAACGGAACCGACGAAAUCAUCGAUUCUCUUGAACAGUCACAUGGACGUUGUACCUGUCUUCGAGGACAAAUGGACCUAUCCGCCAUUCAGCGCUCACAUGGACGAGCAGGGCAACAUCUACGCUCGCGGCAGCCAAGACAUGAAGUGCGUGGGAAUACAGUACUUGGAGGCGAUUCGCAGAUUGAAACUGAAAGGACAACGCUGUCAACACACUAUCCACGUCUCUUUCGUUCCAGACGAAGAGAUAGGUGGUGUUCUGGGAAUGAAAGCUUUUGUGCGCACCGCCGACUUCAAAGCUCUGAACGUCGGUUUUGCGCUGGACGAAGGUGCCACUAGCCGAUUCGAGGAAUUCUUUAUGUAUUACGGAGAAAGGUCGAUGUGGCACGUCGAAAUAAAGUGCGCGGGCAAUCCCGGUCACGGGUCAAUUAUGCUGGACAACACGGCUGGGGAAAAAUUGAGAGUCGUAAUCGAUCGCUUCAUGGACUUCAGAGCCUCCGAAAAAGCGAAACUCACUAAAGAUUCUGCAAAAUUGGGUACUGGUGGCAGUGUGACGUCUGUGAAUCUUACGAAAAUUUGGGUAGGUAUCACGGAAAUAUAGUUUUCGCUAAAAAAU